CCGUCAUACACAUCACGGCGUCCCAGAGUUGGCCAGGCGACCACCGAGGAAGCGUGAGGGGAUCAGAAAACACCCUCAUCACCUCCUGCUGCAGAUGCUGUAACAUCAUCUGGAUGCUGUGAAGCGACUAGAAAGGCUGAUCUGUCGAUGUGUAUGUAAGUGGAGCGAAAAGAAAUGAGAUCUUAGUGGACAGCGGCCAGUGGAUCAAGAUCAGAUGGAGGGAGAGUCGACUCAUCUGGCCAGAGGAGGGAAGAGGGGUGAAAGAGUUUGCUCAAGAGAAGAGAGGAAGAGGAGGAAGACUGCCACGGCGGUGGAGGAAGGCCAGAAACUACCUGACUGCUCAUCAGCAUCCAGUACUUCCCACGAUGACCGAAGCUCAGCGGCCAGCGGACUAGAUGUGGCCGACCGCCUCACCUACCUCGAGCAGAGGAUGCAGAUGCAGGAAGACGAGAUCCAGCUGCUGAAGCUGGCUCUGGCCGACGUCCUCAAGAGACUCAACAUCUCUGAGGAGCACCAGGCGGCUGCAGCUGCUUCUGCUGGCAAGAGACCACCGGCUGCCAAAGCCAGGCCGGUGUCUCUGGGUUUGCCCUCCAGACCUCCCAUGGUGACCUCCAGCGCUGCUCCUCUGAAGAAGAGCUCCACGCUGCCCUCCAGCUCCACAGCCAGGAACUACAGUCCAACGCCACCCCGAAGUGGUGUGAAAAGUCCACCAGGUAGUGUGAAGGAAAGUCCAUGUAAGACCACGAAAACACGGCCGACAUCUGCAGCCUCAAACUAUAAGAAACCUCAGGAAGGCAACAAGUCCAAGGAGGCUGCAGUCAGUGUAGGAACAAGACGGGUGACACACUGCAAAGUGACUAUGCAGAUCUAUCUGAGCCCCCUCGCAAGAAAGACUGGGUCUUCUGAGGCCGCCAAGUCCAUGUCCACGGUGCCGACCAACUCCAGGCCGGUGCCGGCACCGAACCACCCUCAGCCGAAGGGUGGAAACAAGCCGGAGAUGAGGAAAAGCACCCCAUCCUUCACUUUAAACCUCCAGAAAACCACGAGCAGCCAGCAGAGCGCACCACAGGACACAUCCAGCUACAAAAGCCCCAUCAAGUCACCCAGCCAGUACUUUCAGAUUUGUUACUGAAGCAGAGUUAUAAACAACUCUUGCUUUAACUGCACAAUUUUACACUUGUUUACGAUUAACUUGAGGGCAAAACUGCAGGCAAGUUCCCUCCUGAACCCAGAACAAAUUAUAAAAAAAACCUUCAAAAAUCACAACACAGCAAAUAUAAACCGACUUCUUUUUCUUCUUCUUCUGGAAUUUUGGAGCAAUUGAAAUCAAAAAUACUGUGUGGAAAAAGUGUGAAAGCUUAAUGCAUUUAGUUUCUUCAGAGACAGCAGUGUAGUUGUAGCUCCGUUUGUGUUGAUUCCUGCAUAUUGUGUCACUGGAUGCUUGUGUUUGCUGUUAAUUUCCACUCUGUCACUGAGAAUGUGGGAUUAUCGAGUGAGUUUCUUCCAUUGUUUGCUGUGUUGUUCCCAGUUUUGUAGUUGACUUUCCACCCUGAAGUCCACCUUAGAUAAUACGCACCAAAAAUCCUCUUUUUAAUUCAGGAAGACAAUAAACAACAAUGAUAACUGAAAA
Messenger RNA from Amphiprion ocellaris (clown anemonefish), 1630 nucleotides. RefSeq names its product echinoderm microtubule-associated protein-like 1. NCBI's taxonomy places the organism in Eukaryota, Metazoa, Chordata, Actinopteri, Pomacentridae. The record is from RefSeq and is a predicted model, not a curated record. The transcript is spliced from 7 exons. The coding region runs from base 215 to 1132 and encodes 305 amino acids.